Molecule: messenger RNA, 819 nt
Organism: Acanthosepion pharaonis
Lineage: Eukaryota; Metazoa; Mollusca; Cephalopoda; Sepiida; Sepiidae
Source: the annotation of a GenBank genome assembly
AUGAUGUCGUCCAGUGAUCGAGGUUCGAGUAGUAACAAUUCGGCGGCGGCGGUGGUGGCCCCAGCUGCCACCGGCCGCGGAGGAGGAGGUCGAGGUCGGAGAGGCACUGCCUCUGUCCGUGAAGAUGGGACUGCCAGUACCAGCGCUACAGAUUCGCAGGCCCCUGCACGGGCGCCACCGCCACCACCACCUACUUCAUCCAAAAAUAUGAAAGCUAUGAGCACUAGCUUAAAACGUAUUCAAAAAGAAUUAGCAGAAAUCACACUGGACCCACCACCAAAUUGCAGUGCUGGACCAAAAGGCGAUAAUUUGUAUGAAUGGGUAUCUACAAUUCUUGGUCCUCCUGGAUCAGUAUAUGAAGGUGGAGUAUUCUUUUUGGAUAUACAUUUUACCCCGGAUUAUCCAUUCAAACCUCCUAAGGUCACUUUCCGUACUAGGAUCUACCAUUGCAAUAUCAACAGUCAGGGUGUGAUUUGUCUGGACAUUCUCAAGGACAAUUGGAGCCCAGCACUGACCAUAUCCAAGGUGCUCCUGUCCAUCUGUUCACUGCUGACUGACUGCAACCCUCAAGACCCUCUGGUAGGCAUUCUCUCUACCUCUCUCAGUCGUAGCUUUAUAGGUAAUUCUACGUCCUUAGAUGCAUUUUUUUUUCGCUUUCUGUUCGUUCUUUCAACUAAUGGAAUCUCAUCCUCUUCUCCCCAACUAUCCGAUCCUUCACUACUCAUCUUCAGUUCACCAUCAUCACUUCAUUACCUUCCUCAAGGGAGCUACUUCCACGAUUGUCGAUCCCCUUUAUUCUCUCCAAACUCUCUGGGGUAA